AUGGUACACAGAAAUCCCACAGCAGAAAACUCCAAUUCAGAGAUUGUAACACAUCAGCAAAUGACGGAAAGCCAAGAUGAUCUCAUUCGGCCCAAGAAACCAUCUCACCCCAUGCUGGAGUCCCCCAGCCACAGAGGCCUGCACCGAGAACUCCUCGUCAGCCAUAGAUGGGGUUUGCUGCCCGGUGAGAAGUCCGAGCUGCAGAGAGUGAUGGAGCAGAGGAGGCUGGAGCAGCACAGAGAGAGGGAGCAGGCCCUGCGACCCCUCACUGACCUCGAGCAGGAGCUGCGCAAGAGACGGCAAAGACUGCUGGCGUAUGAACUGGAGGAGCAGAAGAGGCGAGAGGAUCUAAAGAACAUGCCAGAAUUUGUGCGUGUGAGGGACAACCUGAGACAUGUCAGAGUGUUGGGCAACUAGUAGGACCUCAGAGCAAGCAAAGCCCAUCAUCAUUC
This is a messenger RNA of Colossoma macropomum (tambaqui), 452 nucleotides long. RefSeq names its product protein FAM107B. The transcript is spliced from 4 exons. The coding region runs from base 1 to 417 and encodes 138 amino acids. The record is from RefSeq and is a predicted model, not a curated record. Lineage: Eukaryota; Metazoa; Chordata; Actinopteri; Characiformes; Serrasalmidae.